AAAAACACAACAAAAAACACUUCCGUGUUGAACUCCACAAACAUGGUGGAGGUUAUGCUUCGUUUUGGUAGAAGGACUUUCAACAUAUCGCAGAAAAUAUGCAACUACUCAGCACUGAAACCUGUUAGGAAGCACGAAGAAGGGAUGAAGGAUAAUAAAAGUAUCAGUCACACACAUGCUUCUGUGUGGCGGGGACACGGAAAUGCUUUGGGGAUUUUCUUCACCACUUGUCCGGGCUCUUCUUGGAGUCAUUUAACUUUUAUCAGGACUUACGUCAAUGGCGACCGAGAUGAGCCUCUUUACCGAAGCAAAACGGGUUACUACGACAUCCUCGGCGUGUCUCCAAAGGCUACCCAAGCUCAGAUCAAAACCGCCUACUACAAGCUGUGCUUCCUCUACCACCCGGACAAGAACGCCAGCAACGACGAUGCCACCGUCCGCUUCUCGGACAUCAACGAGGCCUACGCGGUGCUGGGCCACAAGGGUUUGCGGAGAAAGUACGACCGCGGCCUCCUGAGCCAGCUCGACUUGACCAACAGAGCCCGGGCCGGACCUUCCGCCACCAAAUCCGCCGCAGAAGGGAGCGCGGCUGCGGGAAAGAGGAGCGCGGCGGUGGACCCUCGAGGGAGCAUAUUCGACUUCGACAAGUUCCUUCGCUCGCAUUACGGCGACCAGCUCCAGAGGGACAGAGACAUCCGGCAACGCAAGGAUGAGAUGCUGAGAAAACGCCAGGAGUCCUUGGGCGAGAGGAACAAGGACAGGUCCAUAGAGGUGGGCGUCCUCAUCCUGCUCUUUACGGCUGCGGCGUUGUUGGCCACCACGAGGGGAGCGGCGAGCUGAGGCGGCCGACUGGAACAAUUUAUACCUUGACAUGUUCAUUUUUCAUGCCCACAAGGUCUAACCUCAUAUUUUUCUAUAUCAUAUUAUGAACCGUAAACUUUCGAAAUUUGAUAAUACAGUAUAGUCCUUCGGACAUUAAUACAUGGAUAAUUAAUGCUUAAAUUUGAGAGGAAAGAGAAUUUUUAUUGCAACGCAAAUCUGGGGCGGUUCGGAACCAAUAUCUCCUCACAAGUGUUGCUUGUCUAAAAUGUGUUAAUGUGUGUAUAUUGCGACAGAAGCGUUUUGCAGACCUGGCUGUAAUAAGUUUUGCCCUGACUAACGAAGAAUAGGAUGGAAGAAGCUUGACGUCAUCGAGGAGGAUCAGCAUCCUGCCUGGACAUGUUUCUAUUUCUGUGACGUGGCCAUCUGCGAAUAACUGGAUUGAUCCUUUGGGUUAUUUUUACUAUGUCAAAAUGACUGCUCGUCUGAGCAAGAAGUCCGUGGUUACUUUUUGACAGUACUGUAUUGUGAUUGAUGGUGCUUAUUCUUAUUCAUAGUUUAUCUACAUGAAAUUAAAAAUGUUUAAUUUCGAUUGUAUUUCAGGAGUCAAUGCUUACUUAAGGGCAUACAUGAAGUGCAGUUAAAUCUUUAUUCUAUUACAGCCACCAAGGUUGUGCAUGUGCCCGUAUGUAUAGAGCCUGAUUUGGAAAAAAAAAACAUGUUUGAAGUUUAACAAAUUCAUGGAUCAGAAUGACAAAGACAUGUCUUGUAUUUAUUAAAACGUUCCUAUUUAUAAUACCGGUACUUUGAUGAACAUUCUUGUUGGGAAGUGCAAAGUUCUGGAAUUGUGCCUUUUAUUACAGAGAAAAAUGUCUUUGUCAUCCAUUUAUUGAAGUAAUAAUAAAUCCAUAUCUGGAUAAUGCACAGUAAA
Messenger RNA from Hippocampus zosterae (dwarf seahorse), 1750 nucleotides. RefSeq names its product dnaJ homolog subfamily C member 30, mitochondrial-like. The transcript has 2 exons. The record is from RefSeq and is a predicted model, not a curated record. Lineage: Eukaryota; Metazoa; Chordata; Actinopteri; Syngnathiformes; Syngnathidae. Bases 43 to 840 code for a protein of 265 amino acids.